This is a messenger RNA of Hyaloscypha bicolor E, 1945 nucleotides long. RefSeq lists its product as uncharacterized. Bases 66 to 1694 code for a protein of 542 amino acids. Lineage: Eukaryota; Fungi; Ascomycota; Leotiomycetes; Helotiales; Hyaloscyphaceae. The transcript is spliced from 3 exons. The record is from RefSeq and is a predicted model, not a curated record.
CGAAUUGUUUGGGUGGCCUUGAACAAUUGUCUAGUAUCUUGCAAAAGAACGUUCUGUGAUCGACGAUGUACUUGCCGCUGCCUGCUAAUUUCCAAAAGUCGUAUAUCGACCGAGAUUCAUACCCGCGCAAUCUGAUCCGGAGAACCGUGAGCACGUAUCCGAGUGCAUUGACAGCAUAUGCGACAAGGCUGGAUUUCGCGACUCCAAACCUGUUCGAAACGGACAUCAAGAGAUUGGAAGUGCCGAUUCGGGAUCUAAAAACCGACGACGGCAAUGGAGAAGAUUUGGAUAAACUAAACAUCCAAUCGCCGGAUGAGCUCACAAAAUGGUUUGGCGUGAAGGUAGUCCACGAUCCCAAUGAUCCCCAGAAUCCAGUGGUUGCUGUACAGCGGAAAGAUCCAAAAUGCCGAUUUGUAUACAUCUACGGCGCAAACUCACGAGCUCGUCUGGGAAUCACUCGUUCGAUGCUGCUGGAGCUCUUCACGUUCCACCAAGUGAUGCCAGAUUAUUUGGACUUCAUAUCGGUCUUCGGUCUCCAGAGCGAGGCGCGAGAUCUAAGAUUCAGCAGCUUUCGCGAGCAGAAGAACCUCAAAUUGCAGCACGGAAGCUCUGGAAUCGAUAGUUUGGGUCGAUCAGGGAAGCAUUAUCAGCUAUGUUACAACCUGAAGGGUGUUACUUUCAAGUUCGAAGAUCCCAAGGACCACAGCAAGAACCAAUGGUCAAUAAGGCAGGCCGCGUUUUAUCACCAACUUGAUGUUGUCGGAGGCAACGCGCUCUGGAUUGUGACGAAAGGCGGCUUGGAUAUUCAGCAGCGUUUCAAAGAACUGACGGGAAACGGUGCGAGGCCCGAGGAUAAAGCCUUUGGAACACCGGACGAAUGCUUUCGGUCGAGUCUGUCGGCUCAUUUGCUUUUCUGUCACUGGUCGACCGAAGAUUGGCGAGGGUAUAUAAAGUGGUUGGAAUAUACUAUUGAAAAGGAUACGGAAAUGGCGGUCUUGGGUCCAACCGGUAAAGGGCAUCAUCACCACAUUUACACUGCAAGAGAUAUCCAGCACCUACAGCGAUGGGCCGAGAAGGUUCGAGAGGUAACCUCCGUCCUCAAGGCAAACGUGGAUGUGAUGACCUCGCUUCGGCGAUUCUACACCGAUCUUCGAGACAACGAAGAGUUUCCCAUGAGAGGGUCCUGCAGUGAUGAUAUUGGUGUCUUUGCCAGCCAGCUGGGCAAUCUGAUAGACGACUUCAGACUGCAAAUCGACCGUGCAGAUGCACUUGUCAGAAUCACGACUGACAGAAUGGAACUGGUGAAACAGCAUCGACUUGAAAGGCUAAACAUGAACAUGGAGAAUGAGGCCAUCAUAGUGCGGAUCAUCACGAUUGUGACUCUGAUUUAUCUCCCUGCAACCUUUGUGUCGACGUUCUUCAGUACAGAUAUUGUCAAGUAUCAAGGUCAGGGACAAGAAAAGGGUAGCUUUUCGAAUGUGGCGAUGGUGAGAUGGGUGCAGGUCACCCUACCGCUGACAGUGUUGACGAUUGUAUUUGCGUACAUUUGGAAGAGUUUGGCGGAGAGGAGAUCACAACGUGAGGUUCUGCCGAUGGAUGCAGAAGACCUGCAUCGGCCACUGUGGAUGUCGGACAAAUGGAAAUGGCGUCCUAGAGCAAGAAAGGCAUCGUCUUCUGUGGAAAGUAAGGUGUGAAAGUAGUGGGCAUUAUCUUGAAUUUUUAGGAGGGAGACAUCUUGGAGGUUGAGGCUAGAUGAAGCGUCCAAGAAGACCGGCUGCAACUGGACGAGUUGAUGCCAAACUGGGGCAGGUUGCUAAGAAGAGAUUUGCGUAGGUAGGGACAGUGGAUCAAAAGAGGCGGACUUCAGCACAAACUGUUACCAGCGUAGUAACAGAAAGCCAUAAACAUAGCCACGUAAAUAUCUACUUAGUUUAUGGGUAUCGGU